AUGGCCAUCUACGCCGAUCACCCGUACGCUCUCAUACCGACCCCGACGUACCAAGCCUCUCAAAAUGAAAAAGAUGCGCCCGAGCCUGAUGUGUUUUCCCGCAUCGCCUCCGGCAUGGCGCUCAUCCACAACAUGGCGAUUCGCGGCCUGAACUCGAUAUACCUACAAGCGCCACACGUCUCAGCCUCUGACACGAAAGCUUUCUUGCAAUACACACUUGCUUGGUACAGUCUGCUGCACGUCCAUCACUCAGGAGAAGAAGCCGACUUCUUCCCAGCAAUAGAGGAGAUGACGGGGCACAAGGGGCUGAUGGACUGCAACGUCUCGCAGCAUCAAGAGUUCCAUGAUGGGCUGGUCGCUUUCAAGACCUACGUUGACGCUUGCGUUUCUGGAGAGGAAAUGUUUGAUGGCCCGAAGUUGGUUACGCUGAUUGACGCAUUUGGGGGAGUGUUGACAAAACACCUUGGAGAUGAGAUCCCGAGUAUCUUGGGGCUCAAGACUUUUGGCACCGAAAAGAUGGCACCGUUGGAGAAGGUGUUUGCAGAAGAAGGCGAGAAGAGCAUGAAAGCACUGGGCUUGGUCAAGGGCCUUCCUUUCUGCUUCUCUAAUCACGAUAUCGCUUUCGAGGGCGGCCGAUGGGUAAACUGGCCACCGGCACCACCGGUUAUCAAGCUUCUCUGCAAACAAAUCACAUAUCGAUUCCACACGAAAUGGUGGAAGUUUGCCGCAUGCGAUCGACUGGGCAACUUGAAGCCCCUUUACGCCGUCCCUAGCGAGGCAGCUCAAAGCUCCUAG
Messenger RNA from Colletotrichum spaethianum, 795 nucleotides. RefSeq lists its product as uncharacterized. The transcript is spliced from 3 exons. Lineage: Eukaryota; Fungi; Ascomycota; Sordariomycetes; Glomerellales; Glomerellaceae. The record is from RefSeq and is a predicted model, not a curated record. The coding region runs from base 1 to 795 and encodes 264 amino acids.